AUGAAAGCUCGGAGUUCGAAAGUCAUCAAGAGACGUCUGUCUCCAGAAACACUCGAGCCAAUACGCCAACGUGGAAUCGCACGAGCUGCAGCCAACGGCGAACUAACGUCCGAACUUGUAAAACAAUUCAGAGAGGCGAUAAAAGAAGAUCUUAGAGAGAGAAGAGCAGCAGCUAUGGCCGAAACUACAGCGGCUGCGAAUAGCAUUCACAAAGCCCACCGAAGCUUCGCCAAUUACAAGACCAAGAUGAUUGCACUCCGACGCCCAAAGGGAAGAGUUACAGCGUCCGGAAAGGCUAUGGAGAAAAUCAUCCACGAGUACUACUCAGAUCUGUUCAUUCAGUCAUUGACUAAAUCCCACAAAAACGAUGCUCAUGAGGAACGUAUUGGUUUCGUAUGCCCCAUUCGCGUCCAAUGGAACGAGUAUCUUCCUGUUACGUUUAUCUAG
Molecule: messenger RNA, 447 nt
Organism: Angiostrongylus costaricensis
Lineage: Eukaryota; Metazoa; Nematoda; Chromadorea; Rhabditida; Metastrongylidae
Source: the annotation of a GenBank genome assembly